Molecule: messenger RNA, 3098 nt
Organism: Apis florea (little honeybee)
Lineage: Eukaryota; Metazoa; Arthropoda; Insecta; Hymenoptera; Apidae
Biological process (GO): positive regulation of transcription by RNA polymerase II
Cellular component (GO): nucleus
Source: RefSeq, a predicted model, not a curated record
AUAGUUGUGUUUUCGAAUAUAUUAAUACUUAAUUUUGAUAAAGGUAGUCAAAUCUUUUGUCAGGUUGAAGGCUCCUCGACGCAUCCAAGUGGCCGACGGGUAUUCAAAUGCCCGCAUUGUCCAUUUUGGGCAUCUACCGCAAGUCGUUUUCAUGUUCAUAUUGUCGGUCAUUUAAAUCGGAAGCCAUUCGAGUGUUCCCUAUGCGCGUAUCGCUCUAACUGGCGAUGGGACAUCACAAAACAUAUUAAACUUAAAGCAGCUAAAGAUCCAGUUCAUAUGACUGCCAGAGUACUUAUGACGGAUGAAACAGGUCGACGGAAUUAUUCCAAAUAUAACAAAUAUCUUGCACAGGUCGAACAGCAAUCAUGGGAAGAUCAGAUCAUGGAGGAACGUAGUGUAGAAGAAAUGAACUCUGAUGAACCACCAACUAAAUUAUUAAUAAUGAAUCGCAACGAAUAUCUACAAACAUCGGAGCCCUCUUCUACUUCUAUUUCAAUUGCUUCUGCAAAUGAAGGAAAUCAUAAUCUUAAUACUAUUAAUAUUGGAUUAAGACCACCACCACCUCUUAAAGCUGCUGUGAGAAAUCGAGGACAAUCUUUGCUUAAAAACAAUUUGAUUUCUUCUCAUGCUCAAACUGGAUCAGCUAUAAUCACAGAUGAAAAUAAACGCACAAUGUGGAAAUGUAAACGUUGUAAUUUUCGACAUUCCAAUAGAGAAACUGUCUCUAUUCACGUUAAAUCACAUAAUGAAUUCGAACGUCAUGGAGAUGAAAAAAAUGCAUUUGGUUGUGAAGACUGUCCAUUUUCUGCAUCUGAUGCAGCAUCUUUGUCGAUGCAUAGAAUUCAUCAUCGUCCAAACUUAGAAGCUAUUUUUAAAUGUUAUUUAUGUCCAUAUUAUGUUAGCACAAAAGCGGAGCUUUUAGAUCAUGUCAGACUUCAUGGAGAAGAACUUGCCGUAGUACAUCAACAAACUAUGGACUAUAAUUUUUCUACUAAAUCUAAAGUACAUCGAGCUUUAAGUAACGACAGUAAUAUUAAUCGCACAAAACAAGAAAAACCUGUAGAACAAGUAAUUCAUAUAACAACGCAAAAUAAUGUGACUUGUUUCACCAAUGCCUCGAAGAAUUCCGGAGCACCACCGCCACCACCAUUGCUCCUUGAUACCCGAGCACUGCCUGAAGCUCCAUUAGUAUGGGUGUCCCGACCAGAUGGUACACUCGCAAAAAUGUUAAAAUGUCGUCACUGCCCUUGUUCUUCACGACGCGCAGAAGUCCGAGAUCAUGAGACUAUGCAUCUUGAUUCUCCCAAUAAUGGUCCCGUAGUUGCCUGUACAGAUUGUAGUUUUACUUGUACACGACGAGAAGUUAUGGUUGCGCAUACAGAUAUGCAUUCCGGAUCUUUAGGCACUGUUCAUUGUUUAGUAGAUGAUUCAAGGCCAGAUUCACAGCAAUUAAGUGAUUUGGCUGCGCUUCUUGGUUUCACUCAUUCUCCUAUAUUAGGUUCAGAACCUGAUCUACGGGAUUUAAGACUUGUUCAUUGUUGUAGCAAAUGUCCAGCACGAUUUCUCUGUGAAAAGGAAUUAAGAAUUCAUUUAAGAUAUCAUUCUACAGAAUUAGCUUAUUCUUGUCAAUGGUGUUCCUAUGCCGCUCGACAGCCAGCUCAUCUUUUAGCUCAUCAAAAAGCACAUUCCACGGAAUAUCAAGAACGCACUAAAUAUUUAUUGUCUCUGUAUGGUCAUUCACAACGAUAUCCACCACCUACCACAGCUUGCGUUGAAGCAAGUAAUCAAGACUCAAGUAAUUCAUCAUCUACUGUCGCAUGGAUUGUAGUUGAAGUUACAGAAACUUCAAACAAUGGAUUUAAUAAUAUCACAAAUAAUACAAAUCAACGAACUGGAAAUCAAGUAUUUACUUGCGCCAAAUGUCCAGCUCGUUACUUUAAAUUAGAUGCUUUAGAGUAUCACAUGACUCUACAUGGAUCGAACAAUAGGUUCAAAUGUACCGAGUGUGACUAUUCAUCAAAAACAGCUCAGAACUUAGUGAAACAUCAAGUCGUUCAUCGACGUCAAAAUGAAACAAAUGACUUAACUUCAAACUUGACUGCAUCCCCUGAUCCACAAUUUGGGCUUUUUAUGCGUGGAAAUCCUAACUUUGUGUAUCCUGGUUAUUUGAGAAACGGUCGGUUAAAAGAAAAACGGUACAAAUGUCAUAAAUGUCCAUCUGCAUUUGAGAAACGAGAACAAUAUAGAGUUCAUUUGACAUUGCAUGGUGCAAAGCAGAGAUAUCGAUGUGAUACUUGUGACUAUUCCGUCAAAUAUUAUGCUAAUUAUAUUCAACAUUUAAAGAAACAUCAGGCAAAUGCUGAAGCACAAGCUUCACGUAGACAAUUUGAAGACGACACGAUUACUAUUGAUAGUGAUAUUGUUUCUGAUAAUACAAAUUCAAUUUCACGUUCAGGAAAAACACUUAAAUCAUCAAAUAAUACAACCUCAAUUAUAUCUACAAAUGGAAUAUCAGUGUUAAAUUUUGGUGGAGCGCAAGCCUCAAAUCAAGAUAAGCAAUCUUUAAUGUUGUUACAAAAGAAAGGGGUACUUUUGUCUUCUAAUAAUGAAGUAGAAACAUUACGAUGUCAAAAUUGUCCGUUUUCUACAUGUGAUAAAGAUACAAUGGAUGCUCAUAAACGACGACAUGGCAUUGAAAGAAUGACGCCAUCUUGUCCUCAUUGUGAUUAUAUACCACGAAAAGAUGAAAAUGUUGGUGAACACAUUAGACUACAUUUUACAAGACUUUAUAAACCAGAAUCCUAUCUUAUCAUAGAAUUAUUAACAUUGACAAUGAGAAAAAUAAGUUCGAAUGGAAAGGAGGAGAAACAAAAGGCUGCCGAAUUACUUUUUAAAGAAUAUGCGGACGGAAGAUUCUUUCCCUUUACUGAUACUAAUUCCUUUGGUAGUUCUUCUGCUAUGAAUUACAAAGAAAAAGUUAUAGUAGAUCCAAAUACGGGAGAAACAAAACAUUUAACUGUUUGAAAAAAAUUAAAAAAUAACUGUAUAAUGUAUAUUUUUUUGUAUAUAAUACAUGUAUGGUGUAUCUUAGAUAUUUA